AUGCGACGCUGCACGCGCCGCCUGCUCCGCUGCUCCGCAGAAUGCAACCGCCGCACCUGCUCAGCAGGAUCCUACAGGCUCCUGCUAAGCGCUACUGCUCCGCCGCCUGCUCGCCGCCGCCCCUCAGAACGGCUUCUCCGCGCCGUCAUUGGCUCCGGCCGCUGCUCCCGCCUCUGCUCCGCCGCCUCGCUCCGCUCCGCCUUCACGCCGCCUGGCUCCGCAGCUGAGCAGGACCAGAUACGCAAGCCUGAUCCGGGCAUGGCACCGACCGCCAGUUCCCGCACUAAUAAGCCAGCACUGCUCUUCAGCCGCCUACUCCGCCGAAGGAUCCGCCUCCACGGCAGCGCCGCCAUGCUCAGCCGACAAUACACCACCGACGACCUUGCUCACAGCGCGAGCUCCGACGCCCACCACCGCCGCGUGGCUAGUCCCGGAAGAACCGACACGCCUGCUCCGCCGCCGCCUCCGCCGCCUGCUCAGCCGCCUCACUACGCCGCCUCUAACGCGCCUGAUCCGCCGCCUGCUCGGCCGCCUGCAUGA
Messenger RNA from Knipowitschia caucasica, 540 nucleotides. The record is from the annotation of a GenBank genome assembly. Lineage: Eukaryota; Metazoa; Chordata; Actinopteri; Gobiiformes; Gobiidae.